CCUCGCCUGGUCCUCGCCGAGCAUCGUCCUGCUUGCCAUACAUAUCCUUGAUGCCGACUGUACCGCAUUGUUACUCCCUCAUAUUUACAGCAUACCGCGCUCUUCACUGACCCGUCCAGGGCUCCACAUACCGGCGUCACGGUCAUGCCCUUCGGCGGAGGGGCUAAAGUAGAAAGUACUAGUCAAGAGUGUGGGCAUUUGCUCCUCGUCUGCUACUAUGCCCCGUCAAGUUCGCAAGCGUGCUAUGUCGCGGUCCUCGAACGAAGAGGGGGGCGCUCGACAACAUCGCAGGGUGCGCAGGAGGGUAAAGCCGCAACGAACGGAGAUGCCCUGGACGAAACAACUCAUGAUACCCCCUCUUCAUCACCUCAUGCCGAGCCCUCACAGUCGGAGAAAGUAGCGGAGGACGACCUAUGUCCAAUCUGUCAUCUAUUGCUUUACAAGCCUGUGACGACACCGUGCAAACAUAGCGCAUGUCAAUCUUGUAUGGCGCGCUGGGCAGACAUCUCUGUGAGCUCGGAGAUGGUCAUCUUGCCUAUCUCCACAUCUUCCGGAGAUCCUGCGCCGCCCUCCGAUGAGGUCAAGUGCCCAAUGUGCAGGACACUUACGACCACAAUCUUGGACGCUACAAAGGACGAGGACCUGCGAACUCGGUAUCCUCAGACGUAUUUGGAUAGGGCAGAAGAGACGGAGGAAUCCGAGGUGGGAGAGGGAGAGAAUGCGACCGUCGAGACCCUCACAAUCCAUCUGGGAAACACACAUAAGCUCAGGAACCCGGGCGAGGGCGGCUAUAACGCUCACCAAUGGACGUUCUUCGUGCGACCAAGUAACACAUAUAUCAUCGAAGAGGUGCGGAUGUUAUUGCAUCCCACGUUCCGACCUCCGUGCGUCCAUCGCAGAGAGCCGCCCUACGAGAUAACGCGCCUGGGCUGGGGCUUCUUCACGAUUGUCGUUCUCGUGAUUCUGAAGGUCGGAUAUACAUGGGUCAGCGAGGACGCUGUCGCUUCGCCUGAUGGGCAUGAAAAAAACAUGCUGACACUCGAGUGGACAUUGGACUUUGAUGGUGGCGGAAGUCAGGGGCGGGUGAAGCUGAAGGUCAAGAAAGAGGCAUGGGCAGAUGGCCAUAUCACAGAGGAAGGGUUGUUCGGGACGAGUGACGAGGAAUGGGUCGAUGAGAGUGGCGAGGAAUGAUAAUCACUGUACUACUAGGCUGACAUGCCAACUCGAGUCUUGGAUAGGGUCUCCAUGUUCCGUCAUUCGAGAUCUUAGUGGACGGUUGUUUGCAGGAGGUUUCGAGACAUGUGAAGAAGUGGGUAACACAGGGGUACCCG
Messenger RNA from Rhodofomes roseus, 1331 nucleotides. RefSeq lists its product as uncharacterized. Gene Ontology annotation, cellular component: NuA4 histone acetyltransferase complex. The record is from RefSeq and is a predicted model, not a curated record. Bases 145 to 1191 code for a protein of 348 amino acids. Lineage: Eukaryota; Fungi; Basidiomycota; Agaricomycetes; Polyporales; Fomitopsidaceae. Gene Ontology annotation, biological process: chromatin remodeling; regulation of transcription by RNA polymerase II. The transcript is spliced from 4 exons. Gene Ontology annotation, molecular function: histone binding.